Molecule: messenger RNA, 3218 nt
Organism: Diaporthe batatas
Lineage: Eukaryota; Fungi; Ascomycota; Sordariomycetes; Diaporthales; Diaporthaceae
Product: anaphase promoting complex subunit 5
Exons: 3
Coding region: 562-2904 (780 amino acids)
Biological process (GO): positive regulation of mitotic metaphase/anaphase transition; protein K11-linked ubiquitination; anaphase-promoting complex-dependent catabolic process
Cellular component (GO): anaphase-promoting complex
Molecular function (GO): protein binding
Source: RefSeq, a predicted model, not a curated record
GCUCGAUCCGGGGGCGUCCUUCGAAACUCAUCCGCCUACAAGGCCGGAGGCCCAGAGGCCCCAGCACCUCGGGAGCUCCCAUGAGUGAACCCCUGGCCGAUAUCCCCGAUGACACCCCAAGCAAGGCAGUUAUUCAUCCUCUCAGCCUCUCCAGAAGUCGGAACAAGCACCCAGAGGGACCGUGGGACACCGACCCAUCAGUUUUCUGCCCAAAAACUGACAAUCGAGUCUGAAGCAGUAAUUAAUGGCCUUGGCCGAGGCAGGCGGGUGCUGUCCAGCGGCGGUGCCUACUGUGUGUGCAACUACGUACGGUCUAGGGUAGGGGGUGUGCAGCCUCUAAUUGGCUCAAACUGCCCUCCACGCGCCUGCAUCGCGACUUCCACCACAGCAUCAACACGCAGCAAGAAGCUGCCGAGCACCCAAGCUUGCCCUCGAAAAAGGCAACACGACUCUUCUGGAUUCCCCAUACCUGCCAUGAAGUCCUCUUCAUGGCGUUUGACACUCCACAAUAAGUCUCGUGGCUCUCUACCCGGAGCAAGACACAGAUGACCGAGCUCCACCAUGUCUCGAUUUCUCAUGCCCUCGGACGUCGGCCUCCUGGUCCUUGUCGAACUGUACACGGAAGGGGCCGUUCCUGGCCGCGGAAUCAUCCCUAUCCUGUCCUUCCUGGCUUCACACACCGGCACCGACGUGGACAGAGACCCGCCAGGUCCUCAGGGCCUCUGGCGAAAGGCUCAGGAUGACAUCGAUCUCGUCAAGUCCAUCAAGACCUUCGAGUCGCUUCUUCUCCCCUUCUCCGCUGCCGUCGGCCUGCCUGGCCGCCGACUCUGGGAUCUCUUCCUCUCCAAACUAUGGGCCAUCAACUCGUUGGACGCUUUACAUGAUUUCUUUGACAGGCGAGCAUCCCUCCUCGCUACCAAAAAAGAUAUACAGCACAUGAUCGAUCCCGAGCCAGCCGCCCAAACGAGUAGAAUACCCUUGUUGGCCAAUUCUCCCUUGGCCUUGUUCGUUCGGCGGGCACAGCUGGAAUUCAACAGGCUGCAGUUCUCAGAUGCGUCGGGCCUGUGGAAAGACCUGAUCGUCUACCGGCAACCAACAGCCUCGGCUUGGGCGAGACGCAAUCCGUCCUCAGGUGCUGCCCGGUUUGACAAGGUCCUCGAAAUCUGCAGCCAAGACUGGGGGGAUGGCGCCGCCUCGAUCGGGGCUAUUGCGUACGGAGAUCUGACCUCUUCUGACAUAGCAGUCAGCGCUCACUGCUUGGAUCGCUUGAUCGAGUUCCAAGUGGCUCAAAUGCAAAAAUAUGGUCUUCGAGUCCCUCGGAAAAUACAGAGACAAUUCUCUGGUCUCCUGGACUCGAGCCGCACAAACCCCAAACUUGGCCAUUAUCUCAGAUUCCUUGAGGCUUGGAAAUCAGGGGACUACCCCACAUCUUUUGACUACCUGCAUCGGUAUUUCGACUAUACCAUGCAGAACAGUGACAGAGAGCACUACCAUUAUGCAUUGUUGAAUCUCGCCGUGCUCCAAGCAGACUUUGGCUGCUAUAAGGAUGCUGUAUCUACCAUGCUGGAGACGAUUGCGACCGCCCGAGAGAAACGAGACCAGAACUGUCUCAACUUCUCCCUCAACUUCUUCUACAACUUUGGUCUGGCGCAUCCAGGCCUGGUGGAAGAUCUGGAGUCGACCAGCAUGAGUGCCACUGGAAGAGAGACCCUCGCAUUUCUUCGCGUGAAAGCAAAAGAAACGGGCAUGUGGUCGACCUGGAGUUCUGCAUUGCUGAGCGAGGCCAAGCAGGGUCUGCUGAGUGGCGAUAGCAUUGCCACUGCCCUCGAGAACAUCGCACGCAGCUCGCAUCUCCUGGUCGAACGGAAUCUUGUCAACAUGAUGGGCACCCACGUCUCACUGAACAUUGCCCUCUGGGACAGGGUCGGUGUCGCCUUCCUCUCCAAGAUGAUGUGUGAGACCUUUCUCCGCUGCCAUGCGCCAAAUGUCAUGCUUGAUGAUACAUUGAAGAUCACAUGUCGGCUAGCAAGCCUCCUGGCAACCAAGGGCAAGUAUAACGAGGGAAUGCAGUUGCUCGAGAAUAUCGAUGAGGACUCCCUGCGGACGUGGAGAGCGAAGAAAUAUUGGCAGAACUUGCGCGCGCUGGUGAGGCUGCGCAGAGACCUCCACCGCAAUGACCUAGAUGGAGUUGAAUACCUCCUCUCGCAGAUUAUGCAGUCCAAACCCGACGAUCUUGAGUCCGACCUCACGUUCGUCGUCGACUCGCUACACUACGAGCUGCUCGUGCGACGUGGCGACCUUCAGUCGGCCUUUGCCAAGGUCGAGCAGCUCAUCUCCGACAGCCACUCCCAAGACAAAGACGUCAGCAUCCGCACACGCCUGCUCCUCAUGAAAGCGCUGCUGUUCCAAAAGGCGGGGCGUCCCCAGCGCGGCUUCUCCGUGGCUAUGCGCGCUGCCAAACUUGCGUGGCAGGCGCGGCUUAUGAACCUUCUGUGGCAAUCCAUUGGUACUCUAGCAGAGGUGCUUAUUUCGCUUAAUGAGUUCGAGGCCGCAGAGAGGCUCCUCUUGGUAGUCAUACCGCGGUGUCUCGAAUGCGACGGGUCCUAUAUGGCUGCGACCAUGUAUUCCAGCCUCGCAGAUGCUUAUGUCGGCGCCGCGGGCAAGAUGGCGCCGACAACUGGCGUUGGUCGUGGGCCGUCCAAGAGGAGGACAGAAUACCUCAGCAAGGCCAUGGGAGCUCUGAGACGAGCGUUUGACUUUUUUGCGGCCGUUGAGGAUCUACAGAAAAAGCUUGAGGUGACGGCUAAGAUGUCGACGAUCAUGAGGAUAAGAGGCGACCUGAGGGUUUCGAAUGACCUGGCAGCCAAAUACCUCGAGCUCAGGAGCGAGCGGAUGAAGACAUGACGUCCGAAUUGUCGUAGAGGGAGCCACAUGCUUCAUCGUCAGUCGCCGGCAUCCAAUCAAUCCUUGGAAUGGCGAACGGGCCCUAUAUGCAUCCAUCGCAGCAAUAUCAGCUCUUCCUCCAUACGCAUGCAUCAGAUGACGGGCUGCGCGGACCGGGGCGAAGCAAUGCAGUGUCAUCCCAAUCCAUGUGUCCUCAUUCGACGGGUAGUAAUUAGAGAUCACAUAGGCGAGCGAAACUGCAAGCUUCCAGCGAGCAGGCUGCCGUUGAUACAUAUGACGUGACCGAAUAGAACUGAAGACGCAUGAACAUCACA